GCUAAACUGUAAAAAAUCAUAAAGUGCUUACAUAAGCCAAUUUUAAAUGUUAAAACGACCCUCCACCAGAAAAAUACAUCGAAAUUAAAAUGAAAGAAAUGAUAAUGAAUUAGAUUGAUAAAGAAAGUCAAGUUUGAAGUCAUAUUAUUAUCACAUAUAAUCAAUUACCAUUCAAUCAAUUCUAAUCAGUCAUAAUGUAUACUAGCUCACUUGUUACACUUUCAUUAUUGACUGUGGGAGGUUAUAUGUUAUUCACCGGGAAUGGAGAAUCAUUCAAUGUAGGGGAAUUCCUAGAAACCACUUCACCAUAUUUAUGGGCUAAUUUAGGAAUUGCUUCUUGUAUAGGGUUAUCAGUGGUUGGAGCUGCCUGGGGUAUCUUUGUUACUGGUUCAUCUAUUAUUGGGGCUGGGGUUAAAGCUCCAAGAAUCACUACUAAGAAUCUUAUAUCGAUUAUUUUUUGUGAAGUCGUCGCCAUUUAUGGAUUAAUUAUGGCCAUUGUAUUCUCAUCAAAAUUAGUAAGUGUACCUGAAGCUCAAGUAUAUACUAAAGAGAACUUAUAUACUGGAUUUUCCUUAUUUUGGGCUGGAUUAACUGUGGGUGUAUCCAAUUUAAUUUGUGGUGUUGCAGUGGGUAUAACUGGUUCAACUGCUGCUAUUUCUGAUGCUGCUGAUUCUUCCCUUUUCGUUAAGAUUUUAGUCAUUGAAAUUUUUGGAUCUGUCUUAGGGUUAUUUGGUUUAAUUGUUGGUUUAUUAAUGGCUGGUAAAGCUCAAGAAUUUAGUUAAAUAGUAUACUGACAUAGUAUUGAAUUUUUCUAACAAAAGUAACAUUCUUUCAUCAUAUCACAUUUUUAUUCAAAGACCAUGAAUCCAUUCAUCCAUCUUGUUUAGUUCAUUUCAAUUAGAGAAGGUUUAAUCUACAACGAAGCCUUUCUCUUCCCAUUUUUUUAUAUAUAUCGUAUCAAAUUUUUUUUUUAUUAAAUAUAGAAAUCAUUUUUUUGUAUUAAUAUUUAUUGUAUUUUAAAUUUCUUAUUUUAAGAAGAAUCUAUGAAUCUAUUUCCAUAUAUUCUGGAUUUUUCUUUAAUAUAACUACACCUUCUAAGGAUCCACUUAAAGAUAUCCAUUCAUCAAUAUUUUCUAAUUCAGCUCUUUCACCAUAAUUUAAUAAUACAGGUGUUGACUGGGUAACCCAACCUGUUAUAGUCUUUGGUUUACCAGCUUGACCAACCACAUCAACAGCUUGACCAACUCUAACA
Molecule: messenger RNA, 1252 nt
Organism: Scheffersomyces coipomensis
Lineage: Eukaryota; Fungi; Ascomycota; Pichiomycetes; Serinales; Debaryomycetaceae
Product: H(+)-transporting V0 sector ATPase subunit c''
Exons: 1
Coding region: 195-782 (195 amino acids)
Biological process (GO): proton transmembrane transport
Cellular component (GO): membrane; proton-transporting V-type ATPase, V0 domain
Molecular function (GO): proton-transporting ATPase activity, rotational mechanism
Source: RefSeq, a predicted model, not a curated record